Molecule: messenger RNA, 1950 nt
Organism: Phoenix dactylifera (date palm)
Lineage: Eukaryota; Viridiplantae; Streptophyta; Magnoliopsida; Arecales; Arecaceae
Product: Transducin/WD40 repeat-like superfamily protein
Biological process (GO): nucleocytoplasmic transport
Cellular component (GO): nuclear pore
Molecular function (GO): protein binding
Source: RefSeq, a predicted model, not a curated record
UUUCUACGCCGGGGAAGAGUUCGCUAUAUAUAUGCUUUUUGUAUGAGAGAGUCCGCUAUAUAUUCGAAGCCACUCGGUUGUUUCAUAGAACCCUAAUACGCGCGGAGAGCUUUUUCAAAUGCGAUCAUUGUUCGACUACUGAGAGAAGAGAAAAGAGCUUCGUUCCGGUUUCGAUCGAUCGUGGAGAAUGCCUUGCGUUCCUCAUCCUGGAGAAGUCACCAUCUGCGAGAUUAAUCGCGAUUUGAUUACUGCGGAAAUUCUCUCUAAUGAGCGAGCCAAGGAGACCUACGGCAAAGUUCUCGGAAUUGUAUUCAGUCCUAUUCCUUUUCAACCGGAUCUUCUUCUGCCCAAUCAAGAGCAAGUUUCAGAACAGGAACAAAGUGUUGCCAUUUCGAGAAGUGCUUUACAUGGUUUGAAAGCAAGCAUAACUGAUUCCUUCAAGCGCAUUUUCUUUCCCAAUGACUUGAAUAUGUUAACAGAAGUUGAUAUUCAAGGAGUUAGUUGGCAUCCACAUAAACACUGUCUAGCAUUUAUAUCUGCACCAAAUCAAGUCACAGUUCGUGAUUAUGAGGAUUCAGAUGGUAAAGAUGCAUGUAUUUUGACCAGCGAAUCUCAAAGAGAGAUUAAAACACUUGGAUGGAGGCCUAACAGUGGCAAGAUGCUCUCUGUUGCAUGCAAGGGUGGAAUAUGCAUUUGGUCAGCAUCUUAUCCAGGUAAUGCAGCACCUGUGAGAUCUGGAAAUACCUCAUCCCUUGGCACUAUUUCUAGAGGCGCUGGUGUUCGUUGGAUCCUGGUCGACUUUCUUCGAAGCCCAAAUGGUGAACAAAUAAGUGCACUUUGUUGGGAUCCCAAUGGAAGAUAUUUGGCAUCGGCCUCAUGUGAGAGUUCAUCAUUUACGAUAUGGGAUGUUUCUCAAGGGGUUGGAACUCCAAUUCGACGUGGAUUAGGCAGCAUAUCAAUGCUUAAAUGGUCACCAAGUGGAGAUUAUUUUUUGACCACAAAAUUCGAUGGAACAUUUUACCUGUGGGAGACCAACACAUGGACAUCAGAACCUUGGUCUUCAACUAGUGGAUAUGUUACUGGAGCUACUUGGGAUCCAGAAGGGCGUAUGAUACUGGUUUCAUUCUCUGACUCAGCUACAUUAGGUUCAAUCCACUUUGCAUCAAAGCCUCCUUCAUUGGAUGCUCACCUGUUACCAGUUGAAUUGCCAGAAAUUUCCUCUCUGACUGGCAGCCAGUGCAUUGAAAAAAUAGCUUUGGAUGCCUCUGGCGAGCGAUUGGCAUUGUCAUACAAAGGUGGUGCUGAGAUGUACAGUGGUCUUGUUGCAGUAUAUGACAUUAGAAGGGCACCGCUUGUCUCAGCAUCAUUAGUUGGGUUCAUUAGAGGGCCUGGAGAAAAGCCAAAACCACUUGCAUUUGCCUUCCAUAACAAAUUCAAACAGGGGCCACUGCUCUCUGUGUGUUGGAGCAGUGGCUGGUGUUGCACAUACCCCCUCUUAUUUCGAUCGCAUGUACUUCCUUAACUGUGCUGCUUUGGUUGUGGAUUUGUUACCUGUAAUGUAGUUUUGUUGACAUGGUACCACAGACUGGAUGAUCUGAAGUACGAUCCGGCAAUUGAUUCCUGUAACUUGAAAAAACGUGAGGACCAUUGUGCAUGCCAUUAUGGAUCUUCAAGAUAUGGUUGCCAUGCGUUGAUGAGUAUGGCUUGGAGCAAACUGAGAAAGGGAAGAACAGUUACAAGUCGAGGGAUUUUAUAUUUUUAUGUUAGUGUAUAUCAGAUCUUUGUUACAGGAGAGCGAUUUGACAUCUUAAGUUGGAGAGCCAUUGCUACCAGCUGUUGGUUGCCCUUUGAGUCUCUUUUAGAACAAACUCCUGUUGUUAGAGGGUUCUUUUAGAUGCUCUAUAAAAACAAGAAGUAAUAAUCUAUCUUUUUGGCAUUGCUGUUCGACAA